This is a messenger RNA of Chanos chanos (milkfish), 1359 nucleotides long. It is a transcript of the gene gabrzb, whose product is annotated as gamma-aminobutyric acid receptor subunit pi. The transcript has 9 exons. NCBI's taxonomy places the organism in Eukaryota, Metazoa, Chordata, Actinopteri, Gonorynchiformes, Chanidae. Bases 1 to 1359 code for a protein of 452 amino acids. Gene Ontology annotation, biological process: monoatomic ion transmembrane transport. Gene Ontology annotation, molecular function: transmembrane signaling receptor activity; extracellular ligand-gated monoatomic ion channel activity. Gene Ontology annotation, cellular component: membrane. The record is from RefSeq and is a predicted model, not a curated record.
AUGACAGGUGACAGCAGUGACCCCAGGAUCUUGGAAACCUCACUGAUAGGUGCUGAAGUGAAAGAGGGAGAGAUUCUUCCUCCUACUAUUCAGAAGCUGAUGAAAGGAUACAACAAGUACCUCAGGCCUUUCUUUGACAAUGGUCCAGUGACAGUGGGAAUGAGUUUGGAUAUAGCCAGUAUUGACACUAUCUCAGAGAUCAACAUGGACUACACCGCUACGAUUUUCCUACGUCAGCGUUGGACGGAUGAGAGGCUGGUGUUUGAGGGGAAUAAGAGUCUAAGCUUGGACGGGAGGCUCGUGGAGCUCCUCUGGGUUCCUGAUACCUUCAUUGUGGAUUCCAAGAAGUCCUUCCUGCAUGACAUCACAGUGGAGAACCGGCUGAUCCGGAUAUUCCCAAACGGAACGGUUCUUUAUGCGCUCCGGAUAACAACCACUGUUGCCUGUAACAUGGACCUGACUAAAUACCCCAUGGACAAGCAAACCUGCACCCUUCAACUGGAGAGCUGGGGUUAUAACAUUAAUGAUGUGAUGUUUUACUGGACACGGGGAAACGAAUCCGUCAGUGGGUUGGACACACUGAGACUGGCCCAGUAUACAGUGGAGGACCACUACACUUCUGUGUCUGAGGCCAUUUAUGAGACAGGUCACUAUCCUAAACUCAUCUUCCACUUUGAGCUGAAGAGGAGUAUUCUGUACUUCAUCCUGGAGACCUAUGUCCCCUCCAGUCUGCUGGUGGUCCUCUCCUGGGUGUCUUUCUGGAUCAGCCAAUCAUCAGUCCCUGCUCGUAUCUGCAUCGGAGUGACAACUGUUCUGACCAUGACCACUCUAAUGAUGGGGGCGAGGACAUCUCUGCCUAAUGCCAACUGUUUCAUUAAGGCUAUUGAUGUAUAUCUGGGCAUCUGCUUUAGCUUUAUUUUUGGAGCCCUGAUAGAGUACGCUGUGGCUCACUUCUGUACCCUGCACCACCCUGACUGUAACGCUCUCAUGUAUGACCAUAAGGCUCGGCAGGACUGUGAUGAAGAGAUGAAUGGUAUUGUCACCACCAUUUCUAGCGACUCAACCAAAGUGAAGAGGCGUAAAGAGGCCCCAGCUCCAGCACCUACUCCCAGCCCCACUGGGGAACCAGGUGGCCUCUCCCCCAGUCCCUCUGGCAGUGAGGUCCAGAAUCCAGAGGUCCCUGAAAAGCCCCUGAACCGCUGUAUUAAGACUCUGACCCUUAUCCGGAAGAUUCUUCGCAUGGUGAACUGCUGCCACGUGGAGAACCCCCAUUAUAUAGACAACUACUCACGCGUCACCUUCCCCCUCUCCUUCAUCCUAGUGAAUCUGCUCUACUGGACUUAUUAUCUCUACUUUUAA